AUGACUGGAACGCAGAGCCGCAUAGCAGAGCUGGCAGCCCAAGUAGCACAACAUACCCAGCGUAUCGACGAUUACCUCAACCAGAACGGUUUACCACAUCCUUCGUUCCAUGCUGAGAGCCCCUCGGAUCUGGGACUGCAGCCUGACAUUGAGCAUUCACGUACCGUUGUUCUUCGCGCCAGCCAAGAGCUAAACGACCUCCUACAGCAUCCUCGAGACUUGCUGUUCAACCACCACGUCCGUAUCUGCACCAUCCGUCACAAUGUUCUGGUAUAUCUUCAGCUCAUCUCUCGGUUCGAUAUUGCAUCCAAGGUACCGGUGGAUGGGGAGAUUACUUUUAACCGCCUGGCAACUGUCAUUGGCAUGGACGAAGGAGCCAUAGCCCGGAUCCUUCGCCUCGGCAUUGCAUAUCGCAUCUUCAAAGAGCCUAGGUACGGCGUCAUAGCCCAUUCUGCAGCGUCAAGACAGAUCGCGGACGAUGCCUGCGUAGCAGACUGGAUUGGCGCGUCAGUGGACGAUAUGUGGCCUGCAGCCCAUAAAGUGGUCGACGCGCUCACAAAAUGGCCUCAGGCAGCGGAGCCUACUGAAACAGGAUUCGCGCUCGCCAAUGAUACCAACUUGCCGCUUCAUGCCGUGUUAGCGCAGAACCCGCAGCGCGCACGUCGUUUUGGUGGCGCCAUGAGCUUCUUUACCAAGGGCGACGGCUUAUCAUUAUGUCACUUGACGGACGGAUAUCCCUGGGCUGCAACGCCAUCUGGUACGGUGGUCGACCUCGGUGGCUCUCACGGCGACGCAGCGUUUGCACUAGCGCGGAAGUACCCUGACCUUCACUUCAUUGUGCAAGAUCUGCCUGGAGUGGUUGCGAAUGCGAGAUUAUUGGAAGGCCUGAAUGUGGAGUUCAUGGCUCACGACUUCUUCGAUGAGCAGCCAGUAAAAGGUGCUGAGGUCUAUUACUACCGACACACAUUGCACAAUUGGCCAGACAAAUAUUGCACUAAGACGUUAAAGGCGUUGAUACCGGCACUGAAGACAGGCGCCAGGCUGCUGAUCAUGGAUAUGCUGAUGCCUCCGCCUGGCGCGCUUCCCAAUGAUCUUGAUCGUAAGCUAAGGUACGUGUAUGCAGCUCUUCACGCCAGCGUACUUCUCACCAAGGACUCACAGGGCCAUGGAUCUAACUAUGUUGGAAAUUGGAAAUGCCAAAGAGCGCGAUCUGAAUGA
Messenger RNA from Alternaria arbusti, 1218 nucleotides. RefSeq lists its product as uncharacterized. The record is from RefSeq and is a predicted model, not a curated record. Bases 1 to 1218 code for a protein of 405 amino acids. The transcript is spliced from 3 exons. Gene Ontology annotation, molecular function: O-methyltransferase activity. NCBI's taxonomy places the organism in Eukaryota, Fungi, Ascomycota, Dothideomycetes, Pleosporales, Pleosporaceae.